GUUUGUGUGAUUAGUGUAUAUCUUUUUGCUUAGACAUAUAUAUCGUUUCUUUAAGCUUUUUACUUUGUCGUGAUCUCUCUCUAGGCAGCGAAGCGAUCGUGUUCGCGAGUGUACGGUAAUGGGAAAUAAGCUGAGGAUGUUAGUCCUGUGACUUGUUUAAAUUCCUCUUUAACUAGUAUUCUCUCAAUGAGCGUUAGUUCGACGCAAUAUCUGUAAGAGCUCUGCAGUGCUUACUCCUUCUAAUCAUCCGAGAAUAAAGACAUGGAUUAAAAUUGAAGAGAAUAUUCCCGAUCGUAUUUUCGAUUGUGUGUAACCAAAGUCGAUAGCUAGGCUGUGUAGGCCGGCGGUAACCGGCAUUAGGCCUAAUGUCAUGGGUUGUUUCGGAGGUUCCAGCUCCAAGGGCGAUGCCGAAGAAGAUAAAAGGAGGAAAGAAGCAAAUAAGAAAAUCGAAAGACAGAUUCAAAAAGAUAAACAGAUAUACAGGGCAACUCAUAGACUUCUUUUACUAGGUGCUGGAGAAUCUGGAAAAAGCACAAUUGUUAAACAGAUGAGGAUAUUGCAUGUCAAUGGUUUUAGUGAAGAGGAACGGAAACAGAAGAUAGAAGAUAUUAAAAAAAAUAUAAGGGAUGCAAUAUUGACAAUUUCUGGGGCCAUGAGCACAUUAUCCCCUCCAGUACCACUAGAAAAUCCUGACAACCAAUGGCGAGUGGAUUACAUUCAAGAUGUUGCGAGUAAUCCUGACUUUGAUUAUCCUCCAGAAUUCUAUGAGCACACUGAAAUUUUAUGGAAGGAUAGAGGUAUUCAGCAGACAUUUGAGAGAUCAAAUGAAUAUCAGUUAAUUGACUGUGCAAAGUAUUUUCUUGAUAGGGUGAGUGUUAUAAAAAGGAGUGACUAUACUCCAACUGAACAGGAUAUCCUUCGAUGUCGUGUUUUGACUUCAGGAAUAUUUGAAACAAAGUUCCAAGUGGAUAAAGUCAAUUUUCACAUGUUUGAUGUUGGCGGUCAGCGAGAUGAAAGGCGGAAAUGGAUCCAAUGUUUCAAUGAUGUGACAGCCAUCAUUUUUGUGACUGCUUGCAGCAGUUAUAACAUGGUCCUGAGAGAAGACCCUAAUCAGAAUAGACUCAGGGAAUCGCUGGAUUUGUUCAAGAGCAUUUGGAAUAACAGAUGGCUACGUACAAUAUCCGUUAUUUUGUUCCUCAACAAGCAAGAUCUUUUAGCAGAGAAAAUCAAAGCUGGAAAAUCAAAGCUUGUAGAUUAUUUUCCUGAUUUCGCUCACUAUCAAACGCCACCCGAUGCUGUUACUGAUCAAGGUGAUGAACCUGAAGUUUUGAGAGCUAAAUAUUUUAUAAGGGAUGAAUUUUUGCGCAUUAGCACAGCCAGUGGCGAUGGAAAACAUUAUUGCUAUCCACACUUCACGUGCGCCGUGGACACAGAGAACAUUCGACGGGUAUUCAAUGACUGCCGCGACAUCAUUCAGCGGAUGCACCUGCAUCAGUAUGAACUGUUGUGACGGGUGCCUGUAACCCUUCUCUCUGUUCUGCAUGCGGCGAGGGUGGGCACCAUGAAAAACGAAACACUGCCACCCGCUCUGCUGCUGCCGCCUCAUUCCGUGCGAUCACUCCCUGUCCCCCCCUGAGGAACUCUCACGGUUGCUUCCAUUUCAUUAUGUGAAAGAUGGCUCGUGGAUAACUAGACUCUAGAAAAGGCAGUUUGAUUUUUUUCCCCUUUUUUUCUCUCUUUCAUGAAAAAGGAGAAGGAACUUUCCUUUUUUUGCUAAAACAGUUUAAAUGUUUGUCAGCAUUGUUUUUUCGAAGAAUAGUAAAUGAUGGAUUGAUAUGGUUUAGCUAAAAACCUUCACCCCCUUCCAACACUAAAUUUUUGCAUCCUCUGAAAUCUACACUUUCCUUUGCAGAUUUUGUCGUACAAUGUAAUUUAAUUGCAUUUUUUAUGUAGUCUUUUUAUUGCACUCUUCUUGUGACUUGAAGGUGUUUCUGUACAUGAAUAUUUAGUCUGUGUAUCGGUGGCUGUCCUGUUUCUACAGCCACAAUUGUCUGUGUUGAAUUAGUGACAUAAUUGGACAACUGUUGUACCUACUAUUGCAUUUAUGGCAGCCUAUUUUAAUUUCAAGUGAAUUACUGUAGUUUAUAUAUUUCAGAAAGAAAGGGGGCCUCUUCUUUCGGUGGUUAUGCAUUUGUUAGUUUAGUCUAGUCAACUUUUGAUUUUAGAAUUGGAUUAGUUUUAUUAUUGUUAUACUAUUAUGAUGAAUUUAUAUAUUAAGUUGUAGAGAUGUUAGCAACAUAUUUGGAUAGUAUUUAUUGCGUUGACAGAAAAUUCUUAAUGAUAAUUUGAUAUAUAAUUUUGUUUCAGUGUAGCUAAAUAGUUGUUUUAUCAUUUACAGUUUUUAAAUCAAGAUUCAAUAUUCUUUUCUUUUAAAAAAGAUGUUUUGUUGCUCUUGUUCUUCUUGAGAGAUUUCACUGGUGCUUUAUUACAGAUAAUUUUUUUUAAACUGCAAUCUCUACUUAAGUUUUGGAACUAUUGAACCGAAUCAAUUGUUUUAUUAUUAUUAUUAAAUUAUAUUUUACAGUAUGCCAUUUUGUUAAUCUCUGUUGUCUUCCAAAUUGACAAUGUGGUGUUAAUUUAUGAAUGAAAAGCAAACGUAGCAAUUUGAAUUUUUAAAUACAAAUUAGUUAUUAAAGUUUUUCUUUCAUCUAAUAUAUGUAUAUAAAAUUGUGUUUUAAGUGUUUUUUUUUGUGCUGACAGAAGUAUAUUUAAUCAAGUUUUUUGUUUUAAAAAAUGUUUACUCAGUUUAAGCUAAAAUUAAAAAAGCUUAAUAUAUAUAUGUAUGUGUGUGCGUGUGUGUGAGUUUGCGUGUGUGUAAAUGUAUAUAGAAUUUGACCAGGCUUGACCAAAAUCCUUGCAUUUGCCCUACAGAUUCUCAUUUUUUAGAGUAACUUAACUAAAUAGGAAGUAAAACUCAGGAUUGUCCAGUGUAUUUUUUAUUUACACAUAUACUAAAUUGCAUGCGUGAAUGGAACUAAAUCCCUUUUUUAUAGUAGUAAAUGCAGAAAUAUUUAAAAGUCAUUGUUUGCACUGUUUGUCCAGUCAAAACAGAUAACUGGUUAUUAUCAAAAUAGAGAGAUUCUUGUUUUUUAUUGUGUUGUGUAACUUUGUUUUCUUUUUCAAUGAAGUCAUCUUGUAUUUGUAAAAAAAGAAGAGACAAGAUUUUAAUCCCUGUGUAUCACUCAGUUUGGUUUCUGUGCAAUCUAAUUGUGAAGGUCUGAUUUUAACUUGGGAAGUGAAUUGACUUCCCACUUAAGAAAAGCAAGAAAGAAAUAUUAGUUCUUUGUUAAUUUCAAUAAUAAACUACUCAUUAGCCUUGUAAACUGUAUGCACAAUUGUUUAAAAAGGAAUAAAAUAAUUAUUGUUUUUUAAAAAAAGAAACUUUUCUUUGAAAUUGUCUUGUAUAGCAAAGAAUGUUGAUGUGCUUGCCAAAGAAGCAAUAGUUAGACUUAAUUGUUCGUGUAUUAUAUUUAACCAAGUGUGGAAUUUUGCAUGCACUUAUCCAGAUAAUAUAUUGCCAUUGUAAGUGCAAUAUUUUGUUUAUUAUUUCUGUCAAAGUUGAAUGUAUGCCUCAAAGUGAAAAGGGGGAAAUUUAUGAUUUUCUUGCAUGAAGAAGAAGAAAUACCAACAACUCAUGAAGAGCCUGUUUUUUGAGCGAUGAUCUUACCGCCGGAUAUCUCCAAAUCUAGUUUGUGAGUCUCUCUUGCUGUUGCAUUGCCCUUUCUCUGGCAGUAUACCUUGUGGGCUGCAUUCUUAGCUGGAGAUGUCCAGUUUGUGCAUUAUAAAAUCCUGAAAAUGUACAUAAUAUUUUUAAAAAAAUAAAAGGUCUGUUGAAAUGUUAA
Messenger RNA from Argiope bruennichi, 3902 nucleotides. RefSeq names its product guanine nucleotide-binding protein G(s) subunit alpha (gene Galphas). NCBI's taxonomy places the organism in Eukaryota, Metazoa, Arthropoda, Arachnida, Araneae, Araneidae. The coding region runs from base 371 to 1510 and encodes 379 amino acids. Gene Ontology annotation, molecular function: G-protein beta/gamma-subunit complex binding; GTPase activity; G protein-coupled receptor binding. Gene Ontology annotation, cellular component: heterotrimeric G-protein complex. Gene Ontology annotation, biological process: sensory perception of chemical stimulus; adenylate cyclase-activating dopamine receptor signaling pathway. The record is from RefSeq and is a predicted model, not a curated record. The transcript has 11 exons.